AUAUAUAAAUAAUUAGUCCCUCGAUCUCCCCCUACACUUUGAUAUCUUAUUUAGAGAAAGAAACUGAAGAGAGAGAGAGAGAGAGAGAGAGAAUUGAUAGAAGGAUUUGACGGAAUUAAUAUGCAUGGUUUGAUCGAUUUGUACAUUAAUUUUUUGUGUGAGGAAAUGUGGGCAAAGCUACGAAGGUCGUUGUCUUCUUCUUCUUCUUCUUCUCCUCCAAGAUCAGGAGAAGCCCCUCCCAUGGCGAUAGAGUACAUAACCAAAUCUAAAACCCCAUUAACGGUGGAGGAGGAGUACAACAUGGCUCUCCGCACCAAGUCCUUCUUGGACAUCUGGGCCAAGGCACAUCACCACAACAAACCCCAACAUGCAGAAGCAGAAGCUGAAGCUGAUGCAGAAGCAGAAGCAGAAGCAGAAGCAGAAGAGGAGGAGAAGCGGAAUUCUCACCCUUCGAGUUGUUCUUUUAGCUCUUCUUGUAACAAUCACAGCAGUUUGAAGGUCACCGAGUUCGUACUCGAGCCCAGCCAAGACUCGCUCCGCGCCGCCACCGCCCGCAUCCGCCUCCACCGCCGCCGCGCCCUCCUGCUCGACUACUUCGACGCGACCUCCGAGGCGUGCGGCGCGUGCGUCGCCCUGCUGUCCUCCGUCCACCGCGCGCGGUGCCACCACCGCCGCAUCCGCCGCCUCCUCCUCCGCCUCUCCCUGAACGCACACAGCACCAACACCAGCACCAACACUCUCAGUAAUAAGGGAGAACGUCCUAACACCAGCAUCAACACCAACACUCUCAGUGAUGAGGGACAACGUCCUACUAAUAAUAAGAAUAACUGGAUUACUCCAGUAUCUAGAGAGCUCGCGCGGCACGUCGACGGGCGCGACAAUCCGCUCUCCGCGCAGAGCCUCGCACGGUUCCACCACGCCCACGCCCGCUACGCGCCGCUCGCGGCCCGUCGACUGGCCCGCAGGGCCAGGAGCGCCGGCCGAAUUCUCCUCCUUGGCGCCUGCGGCGGCUCCGCGGGGAAGGGUAAGAGUAAGAACACGGCGAAGAAGAAGGGGAAGGCGGAGGUGGACGCAGCGGCGAAGGGGGCGUACAUUGUGGGGAGGGACCUGGACACGGUGAGCCGGAUGGUGCGGCGGGCGCACGACGAGGUCGAGCACGGGCGCGACGUCGCGCGCAUCGCCCUGCGGGCCUACGACGGCGGCGGCGGCGGCGGCGGCGGCGGGGGAAGGGAGGUGGCCAGGGAGGCGGCGCGGGAGGUGGAGUUCGGAGCGGUGGAGCUGGCGGAGCAGCUGGCGGAGCUGGAGGAGCACGUCUGCCUCUGCCUCAUCACCAUCAACCGCAGCCGCCGCCUCGUCGCCCGCGAGAUCAUGACGACCACGGCUCAAACACCAUUCUUUUAAUCGAUCAUCACCUUCUUAUAUAUAUACAUUGAUAGUUGAUUAUUAUUCAUUAAGAUCGAUCGAAAUGAUCAAAAAAUAUAGAGGUGUACGUAGUUACGUGCAUGGUGCGCAUGUAACAAUAGGAUUAUAUUGUGAUUCGUUGAUUCUUUGGAAGAGAUUAUUAUUAUUAUUGUUACUUUUAUAUAACUAUGAGACAUGAGAAUUGUUUAGUUGUGAGAUGAUUCACGCGUGUUGUUACUCUUUACUCUUUUGCAUUAAUUGGAACAUUAAUUUGGCCUGUAAUUAAUUUUUG
This is a messenger RNA of Ananas comosus (pineapple), 1693 nucleotides long. Its product is annotated as putative UPF0496 protein 2. Lineage: Eukaryota; Viridiplantae; Streptophyta; Magnoliopsida; Poales; Bromeliaceae. The record is from RefSeq and is a predicted model, not a curated record.